AUGACGGACGGCGCAUACGGAAAUCAAACUGUCACGGAUGAAGGGUCAGAAAAAACAUAUCUUAUCAGCAGUUCACAAGGCAAAAGCUAGUUAGCUGACGAUGUAGCUCAUCUUGUUUAGUCAAAGCCAACAUAAAUCACUCUCAUAGCGUUAUCAAACUUAAUCAAUGGCAGGCGCAACAUUUGCAUUUGCGGGUUCGGUUUCUUUGAGCCGUGUAGAAUUCUAUACAGGCAACUGAAUUAGCCCAAUGUAAGGAGGGGUAAAUCCAUCUAAGGCAAAGUAAUUCUCACAUCAUAUAAAAAUACAUCAACAGACACUAUAACAAUGGAAAUUCGUGGAAGUUUCUGGGCGAUAAUAUUAAAAUAUAAGCGACUUCGACAGUCGCCUUGUCUCUAACUAAGAGUUAAGGAAAAGGGUUUUGUAGAAAUAGGACCUCGAAGCUUCUCAAACGGACCAUAUUCCAUCGAAUUUAGACAAACAGAAUGGAGUCCUGCAAAAAGCAGAAAUGGUGUAAUCAAAACAGCACCACUUACUUAAGCCUGCCCUCAAUGCCUGUUUUAGCGGGCUCGUCUCCUGUUCACAGUAAACUGGCAAUCUUGAGUACCCGAAAUAUCGCUAGAGCUCGAACUCGGAGAUCCACCAUGUAGGGAUUAUAACGGAUCAGCUCGAUGGAAGGACGAAUAAGACCCAACAUUUACGACAAAAGACUCGGCCUGCCUACAGAUCGCAAGAUUACAACAAUUAUUAUAGAUAAAGAUCGGAAAAAUGAUUCAUCUCGCCUCAAGCGCUCAAAAACGCACGAUACAGUUACAAAGAUGCACCAGAUGUCCAAUAUAGCGGGGGAAGUGGGGGGGAGGGCCUGUUAAAGACAAAAAGCGGUCAUUUUCGCUCCCCUGUUUAAGACAAGUGCCUAAUUUUUAUGACACUCAUUCGUUUCUUUUCUCACACAGAAUAAGUAAUUUUUAGUUACCGACGAUCGUGGAAGUAAAUUUUCUUGCACAAAUAUUGUUGCUGCCACAAAUGUAGUCCGCCCAUUUCCAAAAAUCGGGUAACAAAUAGGGUAACUUCAGAGAACAUAAGAAUCCGCAUCCCUCCCCUGUCCCCUCCAUUCAAAGUUGGGGUGUUUGUUGUUUUCUAAAGCUAGCUCGAACAGCGGCGCAACAUUGCAUAGAGGGCAUGGGGGGAAAAAGCUAUAUUUUCCCCUUUGGAAGUGGUAAAACAUCAAAAAGCCCCUUUGAGGGCGAAGUGUCUCGACUCAUUUUGUCGUCGAUUGAAGGUUCAUAUUCUUUGAAAGGCAUUCCGGUGCAAAAUAAACCCUUUUUAAGACGCUAAAUAGUGAAACUGUAUACCCUUUAUCAGACUCAACACCCUGAAAACCAAAUACCCUGUUCGAAUCAGCAGCACCUACCCGUUAAGGCCAAAAAAGGGAGAGCUCCCCCACCCUCCCCGGGACCAGAUGCAACUUCGCCUUUGGCAAAGAACUCAGACAAAACAAAAAACCUGUCAUAGAAACCAGUUAAGAUACCCCCAAUUUAUGUCAUUGUCGGAAAUACAACCAGCAUUUUGGAACACUAGAGGUUCUUACUAUCAUACAAGGUAGUUUCGUUAGUGUUUGUACAAGACUCUCUCAUACCCAUUUCCGUAGACAAUGACACAGCUAGCUCUUACAGCUUUCAAUAAACAACGCAACUGGAUGAACUGGAAACUUUGAGUUUUCAUUUCCUACAUUAUUUCAUUGUAAUAAAAGACAGGUAAAAAGAAUUUUUAAAAGUGCUAUAAAAAAGGAGCUAUCUCACCAAAAUAACAGUCGAGAUCUUGAAAUGGCAUCUUGAAAGUUGUCCAUAGAUAAUUUUCAUCUUUCCGCAAGUAAAAAUUUUUCUUUGGCCAAAUACUAAAUCUUUAAAACAAACUUGGCCAAUAUCCAACCAAUUUGACCUCACGCUGAUAGGCUCCUAUAUGCUUGGUCAAUAUCGAUAUAUCUCAACAAGACGUUUUAAAAACAUAAAGGAACCCACGGUUAUCCCUGUCAAACGAGCCACAGGGCUGUACGCCACCUGUUUCAUUUUUCGUACUUGUUUUGGGUUCAACCUAGGGAAUCAAAUUAUAACUAAUUCNUGCUUGGUCAAUAUCGAUAUAUCUCAACAAGACGUUUUAAAAACAUAAAGGAACCCACGGUUAUCCCUGUCAAACGAGCCACAGGGCUGUACGCCACCUGUUUCAUUUUUCGUACUUGUUUUGGGUUCAACCUAGGGAAUCAAAUUAUAACUAAUUCCUUUAGAUAUGCAUGAAAUGUUUGUUUAACGAUACAGUCCCAUAAAGAGCGACAAAAUACCAUUGUUGUUUGCACUUGUACUUUAUGUUUAUAUUUUUUAGCAGGCGCAUAUCACACCGAAUCACCAUAUUCAGCUAAGUGUGUCUGUUUAGGUCCUCAAAGGCACCUUAUAAUCUUAUUCUUGUAAUAUUAUUCUAUUAUUUAGACAAUAAUACAAUAAUCUAAUAGAUAUCAUAGAACAUAGAUUUUGCACAAGAAAAGAAAGAAACUUCUAUUAACAUUUUAACAGACACUAUUCUGUUUCUUGGGAAUUUAGGAAUUAAGGUCAUGCUUCAAUGGAACAGCUAAGCUGAGCUGAACUAAAAAGCUGCUAGACUGGGAAGAUCUGAAUAAGGAAAGGUUCAAUAAACAUGUCUCAGAUUCAAAAUAUGAUAAUAUUGGCUUACAUGACUCACUAUACGCUGUGAGCACCAACUCAGACAACUUGAACCAUCUCGAACAGUAGGAAAACUUCCGACGUCGUCACUUCAAUAGGUGUCUGCCUCAUCUAUGUCUAUUUCGAGAUGUAGGUGUUAACUUGCUGAGCCGCCGUGGUUAGUUGUAAGGCAAAAUGGGAUACCGCCUCGGUUUUGGGUCACCGUAUAUUUUUUUUAUCUCAAGUAAAUAACUGCUUCAAGGCCAUGGCAUGUUGUUAUAAACGUAUAGGUAACGAAUGAACCGUUCAGUGCAACCGAGCAUAAGUUUACAUAAAUGCGUUCGACGACGGGGAACAUAAUCUUAUUCUUUUGACGUGGUUACUAAGCAUGUUGAAGGCAAUUUCACAUUCCUUUCAAUUGGGACAUAAUCAGUGUGCCGUUCUCAUUGACAUUACGAACUUAUGAAGAUCACUCAAGGUCAUUUGAACGAUUAGUUCAAGUCGUGAAUACAACGCGUUUGAGACAACUAAAAUUGAUAAAACUGCAUUUCAUUCGCGUCACUGAGGCUUAGUUCAAAAGUUGUGUCCUGCUACGUCGUCGUGCUUAUGCUGUAUCGAACUAAAUCCUUCGGAUAUGUGUUUUCGCUAGAUUUGAAUUCAGUCGCCACUUUUUUAUUCAAUUACCACUGACCUCAUACUACGUACACACGAAUUAUUUGUGUUGCUUCUUUUAGGAGCAAGGGAGACACAGUUGCUUAGUGCGCGGCCUUCGGUGCAUGCGCGAGAUCCCGAGUUCGAUCCCCGGUGACAUCACAUCCUUGUUUCAACUUCUCUCAUUUCUGUGCAGCUUUGACUAGCUUUAAUACCUUUAAAACGGAGCAUUGACGAAAAGAGGGGAGUAAAAUGAGCGUCGACCUCAAGUUUAUCAGUUAUUACUGUCACCUGUUAUCGACGUAAAAUAGUGGUUGCCUUGCCUUCGCCUUUUACCUUCUGUAGAACCUAUAAUAAUUAACUUCUUAGUUUGCCAAACUGAUUUCCAUACCCACUUUUAAGUUUCGAUAAAUUUAUUAAACUCUGUUAUUGUAAGUUGCAUGUUGGGCCAGCCGCCAGGUUUCUAAAGCCUGCUGCGAGCGGGAACCCGGUACAGUCACUAAUAUUCCUGAACGAUUUGAACUGGCACUCACUAGAACUGAGACGCAAAAUUGCACGACUUACCACCAUGUACAAAAUAGUAAACAAUAAAACAAAGGUCAAUAUUCCGGAGUACAUUGCACGCCCAACCCGUGUUAAACGCUCUUACCACAGCAGCAAGUUUAUAAACAUUGGUAGUAACAGCAACACCUAUAAAUUCAAAUUUUUUACUAGAACUCUAAAAGAAUGGAACACUUUACCUUCUUUUUUAUCAGAUCAGCCUUCCGUAGACGCAUUUAAAUCUGCUGUUACCAAUUAUUUUAAUCUCCCUCAUUGA
This is a messenger RNA of Porites evermanni, 4155 nucleotides long. The record is from the annotation of a GenBank genome assembly. Lineage: Eukaryota; Metazoa; Cnidaria; Anthozoa; Scleractinia; Poritidae.